UCUGAUUCUGAAAAGAAUGAUGGUUUACUUGCCUUUAGCGACCUGGGGCAUUUGCUAUUUACCUGGAGCCUUGGCAUUUAGACAUUUUUGAGUUUCUUGAUUUAAAGAAGAACACAGGAAAGGAAGAACAGCGUGCCAGGGACCUUUUCUUUGCGCUUUGGAUUCCAGAUCUCUUCAUGAAACGAGUGGAGACUAAUCAGGACUGGUCUUUGAUGUGUCCAAAUGAGUGUCCUGGUCUGGAUGAGGUGUGGGGCGAGGAAUUUGAGAAGCUUUAUGAAAGUUAUGAGAAACAGGGUCGAGUCCGCAAAGUUGUAAAAGCUCAGCAGCUUUGGUAUGCCAUCAUUGAGUCUCAGACAGAGACAGGUACCCCGUACAUGCUCUACAAAGAUUCCUGUAAUCGGAAGAGCAACCAGCAGAACCUGGGAACGAUCAAAUGCAGCAACCUGUGCACAGAAAUAGUAGAGUAUACCAGCAAAGAUGAGGUUGCAGUCUGUAACUUGGCUUCCGUGGCCCUCAAUAUGUAUGUUACGUCAGAACACACGUAUGACUUUAAGAAGCUGGCUGAAGUCACCAAAGUCAUUGUCCGAAACUUGAAUAAAAUUAUUGAUAUUAACUACUACCCUGUCCCAGAGGCAUGCUUAUCAAAUAAACGCCAUCGCCCCAUUGGAAUCGGGGUACAAGGUCUGGCAGAUGCUUUCAUUCUGAUGAGGUAUCCUUUUGAGAGUCCAGAAGCCCAGCUACUGAAUAAGCAGAUAUUUGAAACUAUUUAUUAUGGAGCCUUGGAAGCCAGCUGUGACCUGGCCAGGGAGCAUGGCCCAUAUGAAACCUAUGAGGGCUCUCCAGUCAGCAGAGGAAUCCUUCAGUAUGAUAUGUGGAAUGUUACUCCCACAGACCUGUGGGACUGGAAACUUCUCAAGGAAAAGAUUGCAAAGUAUGGUAUAAGAAACAGUUUACUUAUUGCCCCGAUGCCUACUGCUUCAACUGCUCAGAUUCUGGGAAAUAAUGAGUCCAUUGAACCUUAUACAAGCAACAUCUAUACUCGCAGAGUCUUGUCAGGAGAAUUUCAGAUUGUAAAUCCUCAUUUACUGAAGGAUCUUACUGAGCGGGGCUUAUGGAAUGAAGAGAUGAAAAAUCAGAUUAUCGCAUGCAAUGGUUCUAUCCAGAGCAUACCCGAAAUUCCUGAUGACCUGAAGCAACUUUAUAAGACUGUGUGGGAAAUUUCACAGAAAACCGUUCUUAAGAUGGCAGCUGAAAGAGGUGCUUUCAUUGAUCAAAGCCAGUCUUUGAACAUCCACAUCGCUGAGCCUAACUAUGGCAAACUCACUAGUAUGCACUUCUACGGCUGGAAGCAGGGUUUGAAGACUGGGAUGUAUUACUUAAGGACACGACCAGCAGCAAAUCCGAUCCAGUUCACGCUAAAUAAGGAGAAGCUGAAAGAUAAGGAGAAGGCAACAAAAGAAGAAGAAGAGAAGGAGAGGAACACGGCAGCCAUGGUGUGCUCUCUGGAGAAUAGAGAGGAGUGUCUGAUGUGUGGGUCCUGAGGAAGGGCUUAGAAGAGACCAGCACUUCCUCACAGCCAAACUACUUCUUGAGCACAGAUAGGUGUAGUAGGUUUGCGUGAAGUGCUAAGGCUUUGCUGGACCUUAUUGCCCCAAAAGGAUCAGUCAAUUUAAAGUACUAUUUCUAUAUAGUGUGAAAGUAUUGAUUUUUUAAAUUGAUAUCUUGGGAAUCAAAGUAGAAGUUUUAGGAGUGCAAAAGAAGUCAUCUUGCAAAUAGGGAGUGAUUGAGUAGGGUUUCAUUGCCCACCUGUCACCUUUUUUCUGGUGACCUCAGUUUUUGUAAGGAAACUUAGUUUUGCUGCUUUGACUGGUGGGUCCGUAGAAGCAAAACUGAGUCAUAAGCUGUGAGAAGUGCUGACAGGACCUUUGUCUGGUUAAGGUCCUAUAGGUCAUUCUGAAAUAAACAUUUCUAAGUGAUUGCGUGAGA
Ailuropoda melanoleuca (giant panda) is the source of this 1986-nucleotide messenger RNA. It is a transcript of the gene RRM1, whose product is annotated as ribonucleotide reductase catalytic subunit M1. The record is from RefSeq and is a predicted model, not a curated record. Gene Ontology annotation, molecular function: ribonucleoside-diphosphate reductase activity, thioredoxin disulfide as acceptor; ATP binding. Lineage: Eukaryota; Metazoa; Chordata; Mammalia; Carnivora; Ursidae. The coding region runs from base 177 to 1541 and encodes 454 amino acids. Gene Ontology annotation, biological process: deoxyribonucleotide biosynthetic process. The transcript has 10 exons. Gene Ontology annotation, cellular component: ribonucleoside-diphosphate reductase complex.